AUGGAAACACGGAGCAAAAGGCUGAAGGAAAAUGACGAAAUGGAUGGUAAAACUUCCAAAGCUGUUUGUGGUAUGUCUGAUGUUAAUGAUGAUAAAUGUGAUGAUGUUAGUCUUAAUAGUAUGUCCUCUAGCCAGCUAAGUACUUCUAGACUAAAGUUAGAUAAAGCAUUACUGAGGAAAAGGAAUUUAGAGAAGAGACUUGAAUUAGAACGGCAACUUAAGAUGUUAGAUCUACAAGAAGAGGUUGAUAUCGCUGAACUAGAAUGCAAGGCCAUCGAGGACGAUGAACGAUUACCCGUAGAUAAAUGUGGGAUAAAUGCUAAAGUGGAAAAUUAUUUGGAUUGUGAUACUGGGUGUAAUAAUCACUCAGGGGAGGUAUGUAACAUCUCAAAUGUCGAUUGGGUUGGGGAGCUGAAGGACACGUUACAUACAAUGGUUAGUAACAUGGUAUUACCUAAGAUCGAUAUGAUGUACUUUGAUGGGCAACCGGGUCAGUAUUACCGUUUUAUUAGUCAGUUUAAUAGCGUUAUAGAAAGUAAAUUGUCAGAUAAGGGCCAAUUGUUGUCGUAUUUGUUAUAUUAUUGCAAGGGAAAGGCCAGAACAGCAAUUGAAUCUUGCGUUUCUUUGCCCAGUGAUUUGGGCUAUGAUAGGGCUAAACGAAUUUUGUAUGAUUUAUUUGGUAAGGAACAUCUUGUUGCACGAGAACUAAUUAUUGAGUUAUUAAAGCAUAAACCUGUCGGAGGAUCGGCUGACGUAUUAACUGACUUUGCGAUUAAGUUGCGUAAUGUAUGUAUAACGUUGAGGCAAAUGGGAUAUAUGUCUGACGUUAAUUCUAGGGCUAAUUUGGAGGUAAUAGUUUCUUGCCUACCACUAGAAUUGCAGAAUAAGUGGGUGGAAGGCGCCGAUAAAAUCAUGAUGCAUGGGAAGGAGCCGAGCUUUGAAGAAUUUGUAGUCUUUGUAGAAGAGAGGGCCAGAAUUGCCCGAACCCGUUAUGGUAGAUUAGUACAGUGUAACUCAAGGUUCGGUAAAAGGAAUUCUGAAGGCCAGGCUGAUAGGAGAUCACGCUUUCAUCCAAUCAGACGAGACCCAAAUAACUCAGUCAAAGUAACACAUUGUGAAAUCUGCGUAGGUGACCAUGAGGCGACAGAUUGUCCACGGUUAGCAAAAAUGAAUGCAAGAGAAAGGAGGCAGGAGAUAAGAAAACAUGGUCUAUGUUACUUAUUUUUGAGGAAAGGUCACAUAGCUAUGACAUGCAGCUCAGGCUUCAAGUGCGACGUUGAGAAUUGCAAGGUUAGGCAUAACUCAUUAUUGCAUAUUGAUAGUAUUGAUAACCAUGUGGUGAACCUAGCUAAAGAUUGGAACUCCUCAAAGGUUUGUUUGGGGAUCGUUCCAGUGAGAUUAUACGGUCCCAAAGGAUGUUUGGAAACAUAUGCACUUUUAGAUAGUGGUUCGGACACUUCACUUAUAUGUGAAGAAUUAAUUAAUCAGUUGGGUAUCAAAGGUAAAGAGACUUCGAUAAGGGUGGCGACUGUGAACGGAACUACCAAUUAUGAUUGUUUGGAGGUAAAUUUAGAGGUAUUUUCAUUAGAUGAACGGGGUUCUAUAAGGAUCAACAAAGUUUACACGAUAAAGAAACUUCCGAUCAAUCAUGCAACACCUUUAACCGAACUCCAACUGAAACGGUGUAAUCAUCUAAAGGAUAUAACCCUUCCGAGGUUGAAAAGUAAUUUUGUAGGAAUAUUGAUUGGGUGUGAUGCUCCGGAUGCACAUUGGGUUCUAGAACAACGUCUGGGGGACAGGAA
This is a messenger RNA of Schistosoma bovis, 1802 nucleotides long. The record is from the annotation of a GenBank genome assembly. Lineage: Eukaryota; Metazoa; Platyhelminthes; Trematoda; Strigeidida; Schistosomatidae.